Messenger RNA from Myotis brandtii (Brandt's bat), 5556 nucleotides. It is a transcript of the gene CCDC187, whose product is annotated as coiled-coil domain containing 187. The transcript is spliced from 24 exons. Gene Ontology annotation, cellular component: centrosome. Gene Ontology annotation, biological process: microtubule anchoring. The record is from RefSeq and is a predicted model, not a curated record. Gene Ontology annotation, molecular function: microtubule binding. Lineage: Eukaryota; Metazoa; Chordata; Mammalia; Chiroptera; Vespertilionidae. Bases 166 to 5556 code for a protein of 1796 amino acids.
CCUGAAGGGUUGCCAUCUGGUUUCUGGGCUCUGUUUACUGCUGUCCUGGAGUCUCCCACCUGGGCAGGCGGGCGGCGUCCAGCCGCGGCCGAGGAGGACCUCCUGGCUGCCCUGAGGUGGCCCAGGCCCUCCCCACGGCCAGGCGCCCCUUGGGAGGCACACUGCAUGGCCUGGACUGACCACAUGGAGAGGCCGGGCCCCCCGGGGCAGGCCUGCAGCCGCCCUGCUUGGACAGCCGGCGAGGAGGCCCAGGAUGGGGACAGCUCGGUGUCAUCGGGCCGCCUGUCCGGCUCCUCGGGGGGCCACAAGUCGUGUGCACCUGCCCACAGGCCCUGGAAGGAGAGGCCCCCCCUGGUGCUGGGGUCCCCACAGCAGCACGGGGAAAGCAACCCCCGGCUGGAGCAGCUGAGGGAGAAGAUCCGGGCCCAGGCGUGCCGGCAGGCCAGCUGCGCCUCCCUGGGCACCUCGAUGCCCUCCAGCACCUCGCACCUCCUCAGAGCCUCCCCGCCAGCCCCCCGGAGGAAGGUCAGAAAGCUGAAGAAGGCCCCUCCAGCCCCGGCCUCCCCAGGCUUCGGCAACCCGAGUGCAGCUGGGCAUGCCGUUCAAGACAAGGCCAUCCCUGGCCAGGAGCGUGCACCCUCCAGGGUCUCCCAGCGCCAGGCCUCCGUUCUACGGGAGAAACACAAAAGCAUGAAGAGUAGUUCUUGCAAAAGAGAGAAGGCCCCCAGGUCAUCCACCAGAAGAGCUGCCAAAGACCAGGGAGACAUGGAGGACAGAGCUGCUGAGAGCUCCCCUGUUGGCCUCCGGACACCCCGUCCAGCCACCGUCCGCAGUGACCCACGGGUGCCUACCCACAUGCCCAACCUGGCGUCCUGUGACCAGGCCGGGAGCAUCCAGUCCGCCAUGGACAUCCUGCAGGACCUCCGCCAGCAAAUCCAGGCGGGGCUGGAGCUGGCCCAGGACCAUCACCGCAGGGGAGGGCAGGAGCGCCAGCAGCUGGCAGGGAGGAGGCCCAAGGGCCACUGGAGUGCCCCGGACGUGAGGGUCUCCCUCGGCAAGAGUUCUCAGGGCCCGGCCAAGGGGGUGCACCGCUCCUCCUCAGAGUGGGCCAGGAGCCUCUCCACUGGGCAGUGCUGGGGUGCCUCGGCCAGGUGGGAGUCCUAUCCGCAGAGGACCUGGUCCCCCCAAGGACGGAACCCCACCUCCCAGAGGCCUGGGAGCCCCCCUGAGAGGCCCUGGAGUGCCUCGGCCAGGCAGAGGGCUGGGGCCCCCUGCAAAGACUGGGAGGCCUCUCCCCAAGGACGCUGGAGCCUUCUGGAAAGGCCAAGCCCUACCACCCAGCGGCCCUGGAGCGCCUCCUUCGUGAAAAAGGCUGGCGCCCCAGUCCAGUGCAGAGCCCACCCCUGGCCCAAGCCCGCCCAGAGCACCUCUCAGCUGGCACCUGGGCAGGAGAAUGAGGCUCGGCUGCCGCCCCCCUGCCCAAAGCCCCGGGGGUUCCUGGGCCACCCAUACAGUCCCGCAUCCUUGCGGGAGUUCAUGCGCCAGAAGGCCCUGGCGCACCAGCAGCAGGUCCUGGAGGAGAAGGCCUCGGCCGUGCAGGCACGGGAGCUGCGGAGCCAGCGGCUGCAGGGUGUGUACAGGCAGCAGAGUGAGGCCGUGCGGGGCAGGGCCGGCCCCACCAAGGCCUUCCCCCUGGUCUCCCAGACGACCCCCAGCAUCGUGACCUUCGUCCCACACUCAGCACCAUCCAGGGGCCAGGACGUGCCUGGGAGCGUGGGGUCACCCGCGCUGCGGUGGAGCAAGGUGACCUCCGGCAUGGUGCUGGGGGACCAGGAGGCCCCGGGCAGCGGCCGCGCCCCAUCUGUUCCGCCCUGUCCGGUCCGCCAGCAGCACCCAGGGUCCCCGUCUCCACGUCCUCGCGGCUUCUUUUCCUGCUUCUGCCUGUGUCUGGACAGAGCCUUGAACCAAGAGCCUCUGGAGACAGGAGGCCCCCAGGAAGGCUGGGCGGAUGCUCCCCUGUCGAUGUCCGCUGGUUCCCCCGCGGGUCCCCGAAAACUCCAGGACCUAACUGCCCACCCCCCACGCCCGGGGCUGUGCAUCUACCUGGGCCCCGAGGAGGCCGAGCGCCUGGGCACACGGGGCCCACUGCACUUCCGGUACAAGCAUGCCCGGUUGCAGGCCCUGGAGACCAUGGCCAACGUCCUAAAGCAGCGCAUCGACCUCCUGACUGCCAAUCUGCGUGGGGCCGAUGCAGCGGACACUCUGGAGGACCUGCCCUCGAACCCACCAUCCUCGCGCCCCAGCACCCACAGUGCCAGCCUGCCCCCGAGCUUUGGCACCCCCAAGCCCGUGGUGCCAGCCUGUCCCCAAGCCUUGGUGCCCGACGCAGGCAGAGGGUCUCCCUGGGGCUGGGCAGACGUGCGGGCCAGGCUGCUUCUCUCUCCCUCCUGCUUGCCUGACGGAGAGACGCUGCUGUGGAGUCCUGGCUGGGAGCAGCGGAGGAGCGUGAGCCCCGGGGGCCACCUGGCCUACUCGCCGCCAGGAUCCAUGGAGGAUGGAUGUUUGAAGCUGGACCGGAGGCUGGCGAGAGACACGGCUUCUGUCCAGGCCCUCGGCCCCUUGGCAGGGAGCUCACUCGAGGUGCCAGCCCCGCCGGACCCCACCUGUGGCUCCCUGUGGCUGGAGGAGAUGCCGUCGGCCAGAGGGGCAGGCUUGGUCACGCCCUGGGCCCUGCAGAGCUGCGGUCAGCAGGAGCCUGGCGGGCCAUGUGCAGGGCACUUCUCAGACCUCCAGCAGAAGUCCCUGAGCUUUCUCCAGGCACUGAAGCUGGACCAGCAGAAGCAGGAGCAGGCCCUGGCCCUUCUGCGGCAGCGGGCAGAACUGGAGGUCUGGGAGACCCAGAAGGCCCUGGACGAGCUGCUCUCCAAACACCGGCUGGCGAGGCGGAUGGAGAAGCACGAGACCCAGGCCAGGCCAGGAGCAGCACCAGAGCUGGAGGGGCUGCGGCUGUGGGCGGGCCCGGAUCCGAAGACCUCCUGGAGCGCUGUGACGGCCAGGUCCAGGUCCCAGCUGUCCCUGGGCAGAGUCGCUGCUGCGCCCUCCCGGGGCCCCGAGGAAGGACAGGAGUGGCCGGCCAGCCAGUCAGCCUAUGCGGCGUUCCUGCAGGAACCGGAGCCAGGACACGCCCCAUCCCCGUUGCCCCUGUCCAGGCUCUACCCUUGGGACCACCCUGUUCACCAGGUGCCGGGGCAGAGCCCGCGGGAGGAAGAGCUGCUGCGCCUGCGUGAGGAGGCCGUGCAGGGGAAGAUGCGCUGGGAGCCAGCCUGGCUAGAGUGUCAGAGGUGUCCAGGCAGCCAGGGCAGUGAGGCCGCGCUGGUCUUGGCCGAGAAGCAGCCGCAGGGCCUUAGCAGCCUUGAGCAGGGGCAGAGGGAAACCCGAUUCCCAGACAACAGUCGCCUGCUCUCGUGCCAGGAGAGGACACUGCUCCUGCGGCAUCACCGGCACAUCCUCUCGGUGCAGAGGGCCGUGGCCCGUCUGCAGCAGGAGCUCCUGGCCACGGCCCAGAUGCUGCAGGGUUCCAGCCCUGAAGCCAAGGCCACCUGGGAGUGGGGCUCUGAGACAAGCCAGCAGCCAGUGGGGCCUGCGCAGGGCUCAUCACGCUCCCCAACACCACUCAGGCCCUGCAGCCCCUCCAGCCACGGCCCCUGGAGGAGCCCUGAGAGCCCGGGAGUCCCCCCGCCAGCCUGGGGAGAGGAGACGUCCAUGGCCGAUGGCUGGGUGGACGCCCAGGAAGGGCUGGUGGAGAGCGGCAGCCAAAUGGGCCAAGGAGACCCCCAGCCCAACCCCAGCCCCUCGUCCACAGCGGAGACCUGGGCUCUGACAGAAAGCCAUGCACGUAGCUCCUGGGACCAAGGGGGGCCCUGCAGCCCCCGGGAAGCCAGUCAGGUGGUUGAAGGCAGCGCAAGCCGAGUGGGGACAGAGCUGGAGCUGGACUUUGCCAGCAGCCCUGGCAGGGAGGCCCCUGAAAUGGAAGGCCAGUGGUCAGAGGAGCAGAGGUGUGGGGCCUGUGGGGGCUACCUGGGCCCAGGAGACCCUCGGGCAGGGGAGUUCCAGAAAGUGUCCGCCUUUCUGGUCCAGCUCUCGGAUAGUUCUGCCUCCCUGUCAGACUGGGAGGCCGGAGACACCCCAGACGCAGACCUGGGCUCGUCCACAGAGUUCUCUGUUGGAGCCUCCAGGGGGCUGCACGGGGGAUCAGAGCUGUCAGAGGCAUCCAGCGAGGUCUGGGAUGAGGAGAGCCCGCUGCAGCCUGGCAUGGGUGCCCAGCCAGCUGCAGGAUGGCCCUCCCCUGCUGGAGGCUCCUCUGACCUGGAAGAUGGAGGGGCACCCAGCAUGGCACUUCUCUCCCCAGGCCCUGGUGGGGGCCAGGAAGCUUCUGGAACUGGUGGGAGUCUGACCAGUGAAUUAGAUGCAGGAAAGGCCAGCUGGCCAUGCCCUGAGGCUGCCUGCACUGCAUUCCUCCCCUGUGCCCAUUCCUGCAGCGACUCAGCCCUGUCCCUUCCCUUUCCCUCGGUGUCCUCGGUGUCCAAAGGGGCCAGUUUCAGCCGAGGAGGAGAGACGGAGCCUCUGCAGGCCUCCACCGACUGCCCAGAGGGGCCCCAGGAGGCUGACAGGAACCCCCCACGGGCACCUCCUGCAACACCCAGCGUGCUGGCAGCCCUGAGGGCUGAGAGCCGGGCACCUGGGUAUGUGGGCAGUGGAGCCCCUGCUGCCCCAGAGGAAGCCAGCCUCUCUCUGGAUGGCAGUGUCCUGCCUGAGAUCCUGUCCCCGGUGGACGAGGUGCUGUCCUACGGCAGUGCCGACCUCCCGUCCUCCACACACAGGGAUGCUCCUCCGCCUCCCGCCCUCCCAGCAGGCAGCAGGGCCACCCCCAGCCCCCCCUCCGAGGACUUCCCUUCCCCGCCCGAAGACGCCUCCACCAACACCUGGGAGCUGCCCUCCCUGUCCGAGGCACUGUCCCUGGGGCCCCCGGAGGCCAGCCUCUGCCUGGCGGCAGGUGCACAGGGCAGGAGCCUUGGGGACCAAUUGGGUGAAUCACAUUCUAUUGGGAGGAACAAGGUUUUGGGGGGCCAGUGGUCUGAACCUGUCAACUGGCUCAGGUCCCCCUGGUGUGGGGGGGCGGGCAAUGCCCCGGCCGGGCCCCCAGGGCAGUCCGUGCAGCCCCCAACACUGUCUGGAGAGGCCUGUGUGACUGGAGAGGGCCUGCCAGCACUGUUGACGGCUGGCCACACAGGGCUGGCUGGCCCCUGGCAGGGGGACCCAGUUCCCGCUUUGGACAGGGGCCCCUGCGUGGGCCCCGGUGGGGACAGGGCAGAGGCGGUGAAUCUGGUUUCCACCCAGCUCAGCAGAAGGAUCCUGUGCGACACGCUGGCUGUGCUCUCGGAGCCGGCCCCACUGAGCAGCCCGGGGACGGGAGAACUGGCAGGUGCCGGCCGUGUCCCAGGCCUCGCGGGGCAGCCACCGGGCAGUCCUGGAAAGACAGGCCUCAGGAAAGAGUAG